AACCUCUUCUCCUCCUACUCCUCGUUAUUCUUAUUAUUUAUUUGUUUAUUUUUUUUUGAAGUUUGGUUCCCGAGAAAAUGAAGGAGAUGGCGAGAAAAAUCCACGUCUUUUCUCUCGUUUACCAAAAUCAAGCCUCAUUGUACUUGAAUCAAACGCUGCAUGCUCCACUUUAAUGUUUGAAAAUUAUGAAAAAUGAAGCCUGUAUUUUGAAUUUACCUCUGUCUUUUGUUUCCUUCCUUUUGUUGUUGGCAACCGAAACGAGGUUCAAUUUUCUGGAUCCUCAGAAUGUUGACAGAAAAUGCAGGAAAUGAAUUGAACAUCCACCUUGAGACUUUCUUUUGGAUUUGAGACUUGUUACUCUGUUUUACCAAAGAGAAGGGUGGUUGGCCUAAGGAAGAGAGUUGAAGAGCUUCGAUCUGAGCUUGAAGCGGCAAAUGCGGAGCUCGAAGGAUCAAAGCGGUUCAAAGAAACUACCGAGCAAGAUCUUAAAGGCUACGAAGUUGAACUGGCUAUGAACAUUGCUACUAUUCACACCCUAGAGGGAAUUUCUCAGAUUCAAGAUGAAAUAUCCUCCACUGGAUCGGAAGUAGAGCGUCUUCAGCAUGAAGAAAGGACCGCACGAGAUACCUUUAUUUGUCAGAUGUUCGAGCUUAACACCAGAAUAAGGAACUUCCAGGACAGCAUAGCUUCCAACUUCCAUGAAGCAAAUAACGUUGGAAGUGCAGAAGACAUUUCAGAAGCAGAUCAGAAAGUUUUAAUGGAGGUACCCAUGGAAACUGAUUCAAGAACUUUAGAGGACGAGCUUGCUCUUGUUGUUUCUCAAACAACUAAAGAGGAACAAGAAUACCUAGCAGCACAGAGUUUCCAAAAGCAGGUCCAGCAGGAACAUGUGGAUCUUCAGAGGAAGGUUUCUUUGAUGGAGGUGAUAAUGAAAGAAACAAAAGCACUGCAGGAUUUGAUUAGGCAGACUUCUAAAUUGGGACAAAUUUAUGCUUCUCUUGGUGAGCAGUUGCAGAAGAGGUGUGUGUGUCCCAUUUGUCAUACAGAUAAUGUAGAGUCUCUGAGGGGAAUUUUUCAGGCAGAUGAGCAAAUUCAUCUCUUGUGAGGAAAGCUUUUUCACUGUCAAGUGGCAUUUCUAAAGGAUUGCAUGGAGACCGUGGAUUCAAAUUGUGAUGACCUUUGGAAGUAUUACAUACCCGAGUACAUACAUAUCAGCUGCAUCCUUGAGAUUUAACCACUCGUCCAAAUCUACUGCUAGACUUCCUACUGGAGACCUUCCGGCAACAUUCCAGGUACCAACAAAGAUUCUGUCAUAUGCAUUUACAGAGUUGUGAGAUGCGUACUUAAGCAAAUUAUCUCGCUAUUUUGGUCUACAAUUUGUAAAGAGAAGAUUCAUAUCCUCACCUUAGCUCGUUGGUUGAAAUGCAUGGAUCAGUCUCCAAUGAGUGAACAUAAACAUCAUCCAGAAUAUCAACUUCAUCUUCACUAUCAUCUGUAAUAAAACAUGGGACUUGUAUUCGAAACCAAAUUUAAUUGAGAAAAGAAGAAAAAUGGUUUUUAGCAGGAGCAGGAAAAACAAAGCAAGUUGAACCUGA
Molecule: messenger RNA, 1595 nt
Organism: Manihot esculenta (cassava)
Lineage: Eukaryota; Viridiplantae; Streptophyta; Magnoliopsida; Malpighiales; Euphorbiaceae
Exons: 10
Coding region: 512-1105 (197 amino acids)
Source: RefSeq, a predicted model, not a curated record